AAAAAGGUGGUACUUUUGAAGUGAGAUACAGACUGGCAGUGCCAUAUAUUUCCUUUUUUUCAUGGUUAAAUUUUUGCCAUGUCUGCCCAGUCGAGCAUCUUUGAGAUGCAGUUUGAGUCGAGUUUUGACAUGAAGUUGUUGGUUCAGAGGUGUAAAAAGGACCUUGGCGAAUCGUUCUUGGGUUACAUCCUCUACCGUAUCGAACAUCUCGACAAAUGUCACCACACCCUCCGCCUCGAAACCUCGCCUCAAAACCCACCCACCCACACCACCAUCACACGAACAACUCAGUUUAUGGAGACCCUCUUUCACUCCCGAGCUGCACGCGCUCGCAUUCUGUACACACUUUUCCACGGUCUCACAUGCACAUCUAGUCUCACAGCCGUCAUCACGACGUUUAUCCUCGCCCUCUUGUAUCUCGAAACCAGGGUUGACCAUUCCACCAAGCUCAUGCAAAAGAGCGGCACGUUGGAAAAGUUUGUCGUCGCAGGAAUCACAGCAGCAAAGUUUCAUUUCGAUGAAGAUGUCAAAAUGUGCAAGACCACGGUUUGGAUGCUGUUGUUGCGGUGUGGGAUGGAGGUUACUGACGCGGAGGAAGAUGCGCUGAGAAAGGGGGAACUUUGGAUGGCCAAAGCAAUGAGAUUUCGAUACUGGAUUCGACCGGAUGAAUUCGCCACGUUUGAACAAGAAGUUGUGAAAGGUGUUGAGAGAUGUUCGUUGAGGGUUGACCAUCGGCUGUUGGCAUUAGAUGGACGAAAUCUUGGAUGGAUGCGGCCGACCCUUCAGUUUGCGCAAUCGGCAUCGAACCUCUCCCCUCGGGACCCAAACAAUGUUCUCUGGUGCACACCUCCUAUACCCAGCACCUCCUCAUAUACCUACUCACCCUCUGUCACACAAGCAACGACACCAACAUCCAACCCAUUCUACGCCAAAGCUCAAGCAUUAACAACGCACAUCAACCACACAUUUGCUAUCACCCUCCUCUGUCCACACGCCUCGAGCAGCAUUUAUGAAGGUGCAAUGCAUGCGCACGCUUUUCUCGCCAGGCUCUGUGUUGAUAGGUACUGGGUCUCCCUUGCAAACAUUCUACGCAUCCGCCACUCGGAUGAUGCCGCCAGGUUGGGAUACACGGCACCAUCAGAUACUGCCAAAGAACUGCAGAAGGAGACGGAGCGGUUGUGGGACUGGGCCGAGAUGUCACAGCACGCCGGGAACGUCCACUGGGCCUUCAUGAUGAAGUGGGCACAGUCCGUGUAUUGGACCCAGAGACCAUAUCCGCCAGAAUGGGACAGUCUGAGAGAUUUUGUGCAAUUUAAUGCGGGCAGAGUAGAACCUCCCGCACAGGGAACUUUGAAACGAGUUCGGGCGGCGUCAAUGGGGACAAUGGUCCCCAGUAAGAAGCACCUGGCGGGAGCGGGUGAGAUGCUGGUUGUGCCGCGAUACCCUGUAGAACUUCAACAAUUGGUCCACUAUCCAAUGGCGCACUCGGACGACCGCCUUCAAGAUAAUAGACAGUCAUGUCAUGAGGUAGAGGUUUUUGCGAUUGCUGCUGGGUAG
Spizellomyces punctatus DAOM BR117 is the source of this 1557-nucleotide messenger RNA. RefSeq lists its product as uncharacterized. The record is from RefSeq and is a predicted model, not a curated record. The transcript has 2 exons. The coding region runs from base 79 to 1557 and encodes 492 amino acids. Lineage: Eukaryota; Fungi; Chytridiomycota; Chytridiomycetes; Spizellomycetales; Spizellomycetaceae.